This is a messenger RNA of Durio zibethinus, 1085 nucleotides long. Its product is annotated as GCN5-related N-acetyltransferase 4, chloroplastic-like. Gene Ontology annotation, biological process: N-terminal protein amino acid acetylation. Gene Ontology annotation, cellular component: chloroplast. NCBI's taxonomy places the organism in Eukaryota, Viridiplantae, Streptophyta, Magnoliopsida, Malvales, Malvaceae. Gene Ontology annotation, molecular function: N-acetyltransferase activity. The record is from RefSeq and is a predicted model, not a curated record.
GAUGUUAACUAUUUUAAAGUAGAAUGUUCAAUUUGAAAUUAAUGGACUUGACUUUUUGUUAAAUCUGAAGGAGUUAGAUGCAAUUUAACUUAAAAAUUAUUUUGAUUCCUUCCUUCAUAGUCUCUCUCGAAAACCAACAGCCAAAGAAUUUCCGGAGAUUAAAGGGGGAGAGAGUCGGAGAAGUGAGGAGGCAGAGAGACACCAAGUCUCCUAGAAAUGCGGAGCCUAUCGUUGGGUACUUCAGUUACAGUUUCUCCCACAACUACAACAACUUCCUCAAAACCCUCUCUUUCUCCUCUCGUUCUUUUAAAAAAACAACCACCCUUUUUUCCUCCUUCCAGGGCUUCGCAUGACUCAUCUCUUUCCAAAUUAGGAGCAUGCAAAGCUACUCAAGUUGUUGAUCUCUUUCCAACUGUGUCUCCUGAGAUUUUUGUUCGGGAGGCACGGUUAGAGGAUUGUUGGGAAGUGGCUGAGACUCACUGUAGCUCAUUCUUUCCUGAAUAUUCGUUCCCUUUGGAUUUUGUACUGCGAGUUGACAGAUUGGUGGCAAUGCUGUCAGGAAUCUCUGCUCCACGUGGUUGCAGGAGAACUUGUUUGGUUGCUGUAAUUGGUGGUUCAGUUGAUGAUACAUUGUUAUUUGGAAGUGAUGAUUUCGAAAUUGGAGGUUUUGAUGGGAAAUUUAGUCUUAAUAGAGGUUAUGUGACUGGUAUUUUAACUGUGGAUACUGUUGCUGAUUUUCUUCCUAGAAAAGGACCACUCCGCCAGAGAAGGACUGGAAUUGCAUACAUAUCAAAUGUUGCAGUUCGAGAGAGAUAUCGUCGGAAGGGAAUAGCUAAAAGGCUCAUAGCCAAGGCAGAAGCUCAAGCGAGGAGAUGGGGCUGCCGUGCCAUUGCUUUGCACUGUGAUUUGAACAACCCUGGGGCCACAAAACUGUAUAAAGGCCAGGGUUUCCGAAUCAUUAAGGUGCCAGAGGGAGCAAACUGGCCACAGCCCAAUACCUCGCCAGAUGUUAGGUUCAACUUCAUGAUGAAGCUUUUAAACACCCCUACCACCGCAUAAAUUCUUCACAAAAAAAAAAAAAAAAA